AUACAGAGAUAAGGAAUGAUACAGAUUGAAAAGAACGGUGUCACAAGUCACCAGGAAAAUACCCGUCCGUUCAGUUCCACAGAAAACGUGUUCAGGACUCCACUCAGGAUGCUUAUCGUGAAAAGUAUCGUGCUGGUGGUGACGGCGGCGGUCUUCUUCGCCGGCAUCGUGGGCCUCAGCCUGUUCGUGAGGCAGUGGACGGAGGGCGGCUUCCUGUGGCCCGUGGGGCAAAGCAAGGCCAUCACGGAUGAAUUCAUCAACAGCGAGGUCAACCCUGAAAAUAUCAGAAACAACCUUAGGCAUUUGACUUCUCGGCCUCACCUGGGUGGAACCGAGGCCGAGUGGGAGAACGCGCGGUGGGUCGCGGACGUCUGGAGAGAGCAGGGCCUCGACGACGUUCACCUGGUGCCCUACGAUGUCCUGCUCUCUUACCCAAAGAAUGAUACUCCCAACUUGGUCCGGAUCGUGAAUUCAGUGGGCGAGGAGAUCUGGGCGUCCCACGGAUGGCAGAAGCCGAUUUAUGCUCCCGAGGAAUCGUCUUCAGAAGUCCUUCCUAAUUUCAACGCCUAUUCUGCCCCAGGGAAUAUCACGGGAGAUGUGGUGUAUGCAUAUUUCGGUCGUGACCAAGACUUCAAAAAAUUGGAGGAACUUGGUAUCAAUGUCAAAGGAAAGAUAGUCUUGGCUCGCUAUGGUGAGGUCUUCAGGGGCAACAUCGCAUCGACGGCGGAGAGCCAGGGGGCCGCCGGGGUCUUGCUAUACAGCGACCCCCAGCAGUACGCCCCCCUUGGUGAAGACGCUGUGUACGCGGACACCGUGUACAUGCCUGGCUCCGCUGUGCCGGCCGGAACUGUGUACCUGAUGGACGGCGAUCCUCUCACGCCUUUUUAUCCCUCUGUUGAGAGCGCCUUCAGGUUACCCGAAGAAGAAGCCAGCCUUCCCAAAAUUCCCAUCCAGCCAAUUAGCUACGACGACGCCAGAGAAAUCCUCGGUCGCAUGAAUGGACCGGAGGCGCCAGAGGAAUGGCAAGGCGGUCUGAAUAUCACGUACCGUCUAGGACCAGGUUUCCAAGAGGCGGGCUGGGAAGUCCACCUCGAAGUGCAUACACACAACGUCCGCACAACCACUUACAACGUCGUGGCUGCCAUCAGGGGGAGCGAGGAACCAGACAGAUACGUGAUAAUCGGAAACCACCGUGAUGCCUGGGUAUUUGGCGGGAUAGACCCUUCGUCGGGCACGGCUGCCUUGCUGGAGGUGACGCGUGUGCUGGCCAGCCUGAAGAACGAGACAGGCUGGAAACCCCGUCGGUCUCUGGUGUUUUGCUCGUGGGGCUCCGAAGAAUACGGCCUCGUCGGGUCCCAAGAGUGGUCGGAGCAGUUCGGGAAACAGCUGAUGGACAGGGCAGUGGCUUACCUCAAUGUUGAUAUGGCCAUUGAAGGGAACUACACUUUACGUACGAUAAGCGUUCCUUUGUUGUACGACUCCGUGUUCGAGGCGGCGGCAAAGGUGCCCAACCCCGACCCGUCCGAGGUGCAGGCCGGGCGGACGACCGUCUACGACACUUGGGUAGCGCGACAGCCCGACGACGACCACCCUGGACGCCCUAGAGUGAGGAACAUCGGUUCGGGGAGUGACUACAAGUCCUUCUUGCAUAACCUUGGAGUUCCUGCGCUUGACAUCCGCUACACUCACGAGCCUGAAAUGUACGCUGAACCCUUGUAUCAUACGCUGUACGAGACCUUCGCUUUAGUGGACGAGUUGUAUGACGUCGGGUUCAAUUUCCACGCAGCCCUUGCCAAGUUGUGGGCGAUUCUGGCCGUAGACAUCGCUGAUGCACAGUUGAUUCCUUUUAGCGUGAUUGAGUAUAGUAACUUCCUGACGAAGGGACAACAGGAGCUGCUACAGGAGUAUGGUGAACUCAUCUCCUCUAGGAAUAUUACCAUGGAGUAUUUCGAGGCCUCAGUCACCGGUUUUUCACAAGCAACUCAGAAAUUCCUAGAUGAUUUAGACCUUCUGGAUACCGCGGACGUUCUGGCGGUGCGCCGUGUCAACGACCAGCUGAUGAUGGUGGAGCGGUCAUUCAUCGACCCUCGAGGUCUUCCGGGCCGACCAGCGUACAAUCACGUGAUCUUGGCGCCCAGCACCAGUAACAGUUACUCGGGAACCGCCUUUUCCGGCUUGACGGACCCUCUGGACGGGAUCCAAGACCUGGAUCCUAUCCAGCAGGAGGCGCGAUGGACCCAGUUCAUGCAGAACUUGGCCAUCAUCACCCACUUCAUCAAUACGGCAUCUAAGGUCCUCUCAGAUGACCUAUGGUAGAGUGGUCUUCAAUGCGGUUAAGGAAGAAAUAACAUAGGACCGUUUAGGUUAUAAGAUAUCCCAGGAGAGAGAAGAAAGCUGAAGAAAACAGCAAACUAUAAAAUUAUGGUAAAAGACUGGUUAGAAUUUGCACGAAGUACUGUUAUUCUGCAUAAAAUAUACGCCGAACCUAAUACAUCGGCUGUUUUAAUAUCCAACUGAAAUAGUAAACAAAUGAUUGAAAGCUACAAACAAUCCAUCGCUGAAUAAAGCUGAAUUAUCAAAAAGUGAAAAAGCAACAUAUAUACAACCAAUGCUUUGCUUUAUGCAUUUAAAUUGGCUAAAGCUUAAAGACAUUUAGCUACAAAUCACUUUUCACAGCUAUAAAACUUUGGAGGCGCUUUUUAGGUAGGGAGAGAGAAUAUUUUAUACGGUGAAACAGAGCAGUGAAGGGAGUACCGAAUUCUUUAUUAAAAACUAGUAGCAUCCUUGAUAUUUUUAAUUAUAUAUUUGAUUAUUUAGCACUCAGUAGCUAAAUCUCACUAAAAUCACAUUGCUGUCGAGAAGAUGUACUUGGUGGUGAUGAUUGGCUGAAUGAUUUGUCUUCGCUGCCGGAACAUGCUCCUUAGAUAGUCUGAAAUCAGCGUAAGGUAAUGAUAACUGGCUCUCUCAAGAAUUUCAUAAUUAAUCGGCCCUAAGGAUAUAUAUCUGUGUUUCCAUUUAAUUCAUAUUGUUGUGAUCUAGAAAUUCACUAAAUUAGUGCAUUGAAUUACUUCCUUUGAUUUAUUACUGGAUAAUCGACUCAAUCAGAGGGUAGUAAUGAGUGGGUAUUUGGAGAAAAUUAUUGCAAGGUGUCACUGGGCCAGGAGCUGAGGGACUUGGCUCUCGGCUACUGGGUUGACAAACUUGUACUUGACAGUUAUUGUGUGCAGUGUCUCACGGGAAACUCGCUGUAUAUCUGUCAUUAACAACUGUGCCGCUGUAAUUUUUUACGUUCGUUGUUAGUCCAUCAUUAUAACUGUUGAAAAGCACUCUAGAUCUCAUCGAAAUGUUCUCUACCGAAUGUGAUCGGUUUGUACAUUAAUUUUAUUCCAUAUGCAUUGUCUCAAAUGUCGACAUAGCCCGAUUUUCUUGUUAUCAAUCACUGUGUUUCUCUAAUAAAAUUUUGUUAAAUCAC
This is a messenger RNA of Penaeus monodon (black tiger shrimp), 3472 nucleotides long. RefSeq names its product N-acetylated-alpha-linked acidic dipeptidase 2-like. The record is from RefSeq and is a predicted model, not a curated record. NCBI's taxonomy places the organism in Eukaryota, Metazoa, Arthropoda, Malacostraca, Decapoda, Penaeidae. Gene Ontology annotation, molecular function: carboxypeptidase activity.